UGAUCGCUUAUUCGGUUGUCGGGUGCGGCAUGCGCUGCUACAAGUGAGCAUAGUUGGUGGAAGAAUAGCGACAAUUUUUACAGUAGCUGAAAUGUUUUGCACAUAAAAGUAUCAGCAAUAAAUUUGUUUAGAUUAUCCUUUUGAGCAGUCAUAGAAAACGAUAGUUAAACGGUAGUAAAAAUGCGUGAGUACAAGAUUGUUGUAUUAGGAUCGGGGGGUGUAGGUAAAUCAGCUUUAACAGUACAGUUCGUACAAGGAAUAUUCGUAGAAAAAUAUGAUCCAACAAUAGAGGAUAGUUAUAGGAAACAAGUGGAGGUAGAUGGACAACAAUGUAUGCUGGAAAUACUGGAUACAGCUGGAACUGAACAAUUUACUGCAAUGAGAGAUUUAUACAUGAAAAAUGGCCAAGGAUUUGUUUUGGUUUAUUCUAUAACUGCACAGUCUACAUUUAAUGAUCUCCAGGAUUUACGAGAGCAAAUUCUACGAGUAAAGGACACUGAUGAUGUUCCGAUGGUAUUAGUGGGUAAUAAGUGUGAUUUGGAAGAUGAAAGAGUUGUUGGCAAAGAACAAGGGAUGAGUCUAUCCCGUCAGUUUAGCUGUGUUUUUAUGGAAACGUCUGCCAAAUCAAAAAUACAUGUUUAUGAUAUAUUUUAUGAUCUAGUUCGACAAGUCAAUAAGAAAUCUCCAGUGAAGAUGAUAAAGAAAUCCAAACCCAAAUGUGUACUUCUAUAAUUUUAGAAAAUCUCUUGGAACCAAAAAGUACAUUAAAGAUUCAAAGACUAUUAUAUAUAUGUAGAGUGUAAAAGAGGCAAGUGUGGACUUAAAGUCUCUUGCAGUGAAGUUUUUUAAAACUCUGUAUAUCAUUCUUUUUAACACUAAUUUAAAUAUUUGUAAUAAAGUUGUCGGUUAAUUUUUCCACAAUCAGGUUGUUAUUACAUGGUUAUCUAGAUGCAAUCUUAGUGAUAGAGUAUUUUGAAAUACUGCCAAUAUGUGGUGUCAAAUAGAGAUAGAGAUUUUGUGAAUUAGUAGUAUUUGCUACUUCUGAUUCAAGACUAUCCACAGGACAAUACUUCACUAAAACAAAAUUUUAACUGACAUCUGUAAGUCCCAUGUCCAACAAUAUUAACCCAUUAACGCCGAGAAAAAAUUUUGUUGCCAACAAAAUUUAAACAACCGUUAAGUGUAACAGUCUUUUGUACAAAACGCAACAAGAAAAUUGUUUGCAAAUAAAAUAAUAAAUGAGAAAAAAACUGUUCCCAUAUGGGACCACUAGGCGCGAAUCCGAUAACUGUUUGUUAAGAGUUAAUUGGUAUGAAAAUUGCGAAAACAGUCAAUGCAAAUGCCAACAUCAAAAUUGCUUGGUCUCCCCCGGCUUAAAAAUCGAAUCCGUGCGCAUCUUCUUUUGUUUUCUGGUACAGAAACCACAAAAUGAUUUAAUCCGUCGUAGGUAUCGAAUAUUUCUAAUACGAGAAUCACUUCUUGCAGCUGCGGACACUCUUCCUGGUGCUUUCGGUGAGUUUUUAUAUCUUAUUAUAUUCGUUUGGAUAAUAGCCCCUGUCCAUUCCAAUUGGCUAAUAUUACGACCAGAUUUUCUAUACAAAUAUGUAUUUUGAAUAUUUGCGUCCACUAGGUAUGAUAAGGUACAUUCCUAUCAAUCAAAUCAGUGCCACCCAUAUUAUUGUUGAAACAGUAUUUUUGGCCUCGGAAUAACAAUGUUUUUUGUCCUGUUUUUUUUGUCCUAAAAAUCUUUUUAAAAGGUCUAGUUGGUGUAAUCCAAAAUGUUCUGUAGGGCUUGAACCAGCAUACUUUGAGGAAUCACACACUGAUAAAUGUAAAAACUGUAGUAACCAAAUCUCCUUCUUCGCAAAAAUCUGUAUUUUGCGGCCGCGUGAACAUAAAUUAGAUCUCCAUCAGUUGAAGUUGGCGGAGAUGGAAUUACUCUGCUAGUAUGGGGUGGAUUUUACGUGGUUUCUUCUAUGAUCGUGACUUCAGCAGUGCCUCCGAUUCUAGUGUCCAAAAAUACAAUUUCCGCGUCUAAAGGUAUCUGGUUGCGAUUUAGAUUAUAUAUAAAACCCGCGUCAUCAGUCGAAUCUUCGUAUGUCAAAAUGUUACUAUCUGAAAAUUCUAUGUAAACGGCAGAAACAUCGUUAUAACUUUCGUUUUCCUUGAAAGCUAUAUCGAGAUCUUCUUUCAAAGAAAUUCCUCUAAAAAUAAUAAGAUUUAAAAAAAAUAGUGAAAACGACAUAUCCAGCAAACCGCCUAGUGGUUCCAUUUGGGAACAUACAUAUUUUUGGCGUAAUUACGAAAAACCCAAAUGAUGAAAUAUUAUAAAAACUUACACAAUUUAUUUAUUGACUUUUGUAGAAAAUCUUUUGAAAACAAAAACGAGGAUCAUAGUGCAAACAGUAAUAAAUAAAACACACAAAACGAAUGUCCAUAUUUUGGCACAAACAACACCAAUUGUAAAUUCACAAAGUUACUACCAAUAAGAGACUUGAACUGCAAAUAGGCCGAAUCUCUGCGAAAUUUAACUAACAAUAUGGUAAAUAGACUCCGAUGGGUACGCAAUUUGUUGGCUCCAUAUGGUGCCCGUAGGCGUUAAUGGGUUAACAUGAACUGCAACUUCUUAUUCCGUUGGAAUUUCUCACUUUAACCAACGCCCAUUUGCCCCAUAAAACUUUUCUUUGAUCAAUUUGAACAUUAACUUGUGGUGAGAUGUGAUAAUAAUCCUAUGGUGCUUUUCUAGUAGGUAGUGAUGUCCUUGGCGAGAUCAAAUAUUCUAUUCUCAAAAGGGUGCACCCUUACGAAUCACCAAAUUUUAUUUUACAAAUUAAAACAAAUCACCGAAGCAUUACACAGGCGGACAUAGAUACGUCAACCAAUUAGUACCCAUUUAUAAGAAAGUUGUGAUUGUUUGCACAUUUGCAAGAACGUUUAUUCCAAAUCAGUAAACACUUCCAUUGUGUGAAAUACUAUAGAAAUUUCAACUCACAAGUUUACUUAUAAAUCUUACAAUUUUUAGCGGGUGUGAUAGCUCAGGCGGUAGGAUGUCUGACUUCCACGCAGGCCGGAAUCGAAUCCCAGCGCCGGCGAUAACAUCUAGACAUGAAUAAAAUGAGUACCUUAGGUAUAACCAGGCGGUUGAAGCGUGGCUCUAGCCCUGUUACUUUCCUUGUAUACCGUAGGCCCUAGAGAUAGUAGACUAUCCUGCUACAAUUCAAAAGCCGCGUCAGCGGUAUAAAACUAUUAUUAUUACAAUUUUUAAAUCUUAAAGUAUCAUUUAUUUCAUUCCUUCUAGAGAAUCUUCUUCACUCUUUUACUAUUAUAAAAUGUAAUGUCUACUUGUGCGAGUUUACUAAUAUACUAUGCCAAUGCUCAUAUCGAUUUAUUUUGUUACAAAUUUACAUACAUUCCCAACAAUCUCAUGGGAAGGUAAAAUAAUUUGAUCAUUUAUCUACCGUGUCAUUCUUUUGGGCAUGGAUUGAGCAAGGUUCAAGAAAUAUUCUCUUUCCAUGGUUACCCACAAUCUCUUCAACUCCUUUCAGCUGAUUUAUGUUGCUCAUUCGAGACUCUUGAACCUUCAUGUGUCGAGUGCUGAUACUUUUUACAAAAAGCUAAUCUUUUUCUUCAUUGCUUUUGUAAGCAAGUGCUUCUUUGCAGCACGUCGAUUAGGCAAUGCCUAGAUCUUUCUGAAGCUGGUGACAAAUAGUUCUUGUGGAAAUGUCGUUAUUUCUCAUAAUAUUCGAGGCGUUCUCAAUGGGAUUAAGGUCGGGCGAGUUACCCGACCAUUCCAUUACGUUGAUAUUAUGAUUCUGACAAGAACUUUGUCACUGUCUUGGCCUUGUGAGCACGGGUGCCGUCGUGCAUAAUGAAGUCACAUUCGUGCAUUUCCCAAAAGUUCAAAUAAGGGUAAGAACAGAACAAGUGGGUGGCGGUGGAGGUGGAGGUGUAGGUCGCGGUCGAUGUCGAUAUCCAUGUAAAACAAACACAUUGUAGUGAAUGGAAGAGAACAGAGCAGGUAAGUCGCGGUGGAGGUUUAGCGCGAUGCCAUCCAGGAGGUUUACAUCGAUGCUUUUGAAAAUAAAAUGAGUUUUUACAUUGAUGUCCACCGAGCGGCCCACAAGGAUGCUUUUUUAUAUCAUUCUUUUUUUGUAUUCAGUUUAUUUUUAAAUUUCUAAAGUAAUUAAAUUUAGUAAAUUUUUGUAAUAUGAAGGAGGAUCUGAUUAUUUACAACUGACAUUUCAUCACUAUCAUCACUUGACUGACACAACAUCCCAAAAGCACAGUCUUUUUGUCAUUCAAAUUUCAUUAAACUACAGUGGAACCUCCGUUAUCCGGGGUAAUGACGGGUUUGGGGUUGCACGGAUAAUCGAAAACACCGGAUAAUGGAAAUACAUUAUUUUAUUGACUUAAUGUGAUAGAUAAGAAGGAUAAUUAAAAAAAUGUAUCCGAAAAAUCACUUUUAUUAAAAAACAAACGUUUUUUUACAUAUGUAUGUACUUCAUGUGUAUAUUAAAUUAUGGUAUGUAUGUAUAUUGUAUAAAACACUUAAAAAAAUAAAUACAUAAAUAAAAAAUAACAAAAAAUUUGCUUUUUGUCACCCCGGUUAAUUGGAACCCCGGUUAAUAGAGCCCGGAUAAUGGGGGUCCUACUGUACUUCAAUUGAUAGUGGUUCUAGUUUGACUGACAGCUCAAUUGACCUUGCUAUGUGCUGUCGACAUCGACUUAACAAGUAGCAUCCACCGCGACCUACACAUCCACCUCCACCCACUUGCUCUGUUCUUACCCUAAAUGUUGUUGUAGAACAGCCAAAUAGUUGCUUACCCUCAUUGUAACAUUAUUAGGCAAGAAGUACAAUUUUGACCGUGUCUUUCCACUGUUCAGGUAUCCAGUGCUGACACUUUUUACAUAAAGACAAUCUUUUUUUCUUCAUUGCUUUUGCAAGCAAGUGCUGCUUUGCAGCACGUCGAAUUGACACUGGUAGAUCUUUCUGAAUCUGAUGACGAAUCUUUCUUGUUAAAACUUUCUGAAGGAGGUCAGUAUAUUCAUUGUUGAGUUCCGUGCUAAUUAUGGAAGAGUUCAACAUUACUGCAUGCUUGAUGAUGGUGUCAGUCCUAGAUGAUGUUGUUUUAGCAGCUCCAGAACCAAGUUUUCUUUCCGGAACAGGCUCUGAAGGCAACCACGUUUUGUUUUACCUUGUGAGUUUUGAGUUUCUUUCGUAUUAGGUCUGUUGAGACUAGAAGGGUUGUACAAUUCCAUGACAAUCUAAGCGCUUCCACAGAUUUCUAUAAAUGGGUAAUAAGAUCGUAUGUCUAGCCACCCCGUUUUAUAAAUACCACCUAAAUAAGUAUAUUGUCUUCUAUGACCAAACAUUUCCCAUUCUAUUGUAAUGUCAGUAUAGCAUUAAGAAUAUUAAGCGUCUCUUAUAUGAAUUAAUAAAUGUGCGAUAUGAUGUAAACUAUCUUUAAAAUUUUAAAUAUAAUUGUUGCACUUUAUGAAUAUUCCUAUAUUUAUCUUUUAGCAGUAUUUAUUUUAAUAAAUAGUAAAAGAAUC
Messenger RNA from Diabrotica virgifera virgifera (western corn rootworm), 5553 nucleotides. RefSeq names its product ras-related protein Rap1 (gene Rap1). Lineage: Eukaryota; Metazoa; Arthropoda; Insecta; Coleoptera; Chrysomelidae. Gene Ontology annotation, molecular function: GDP binding; GTP binding; GTPase activity. Gene Ontology annotation, cellular component: plasma membrane. The coding region runs from base 181 to 732 and encodes 183 amino acids. Gene Ontology annotation, biological process: Rap protein signal transduction. The record is from RefSeq and is a predicted model, not a curated record. The transcript is spliced from 5 exons.